Molecule: messenger RNA, 347 nt
Organism: Acanthoscelides obtectus
Lineage: Eukaryota; Metazoa; Arthropoda; Insecta; Coleoptera; Chrysomelidae
Source: the annotation of a GenBank genome assembly
GCAGAAAUCCUGCACAAACAAUUCUCCGAGUGUCGCAUAACAGUUGGGCAUACAUAGAGCAAAAAGGAAACGAAGAAGUUCAAAACAUGCUACGACAACUUAGAGAAGGCAACCUUGAUGCAAACCAGUAUGCUGAAAAGGAUGAAAUGCUUUAUCACAAGCAAGUAAAUGCAGAUGGUACGACAAAUUUGCAAUGGCUGAGGUCUUCAGGGAUACUGUUAUUUUGGUCUCUGUCUCGUCAGCUGCAGAGCUAGCUGAAGGCUGAGGUCUUCAGGGAUACUGUUAUUUUGGUCUCUGUCUCGUCAGUAGCAGAGCCAGCUGAAGGCUAAGGUCUUCAGGGAUAUUGU